CGCGCGCGCAUCGCGGAUCGCGGAUCGCGGAGCAUGCGCUUUCCGGCGCCGACGCCGCUGGGCAACGCGGACCCCGAGUGGCAGCCCCCGAGGAACGAGGUGGAGCUGGAGGCCUACAAUGGGGGCUCCAGGAAAUGCGUGUGGGCCAUGAUGCUGGUCUCCAUCCUCUUGAUUUUGCACGUGCAAAGGGACCGGUACAUCGAGGCGCUGCGGUGGCACGGCGGGGUCCAAGACCACGGCCCCGCGCUGCCCUGGGAGCUGAAACCCAUCGUCUUGGCCAACGACACCUUUGAGGCCACCUUCCUGGCGCCCUCGCUGCGCCGGGCCUCCAGCUUCGUGAAGCUGGACCAGGCGCCCCUGGCGGUCAAUGGCAUGGCGGCCAUCUUUGCGAAUUCCACCAGGACCCGGCAGACCACCAACGCCUCCGCGGUGGUGGUGGGCUCUUCCAGACUCCAGGCCUGUCAGGACGCCGACUCCGAUGGCGCUGCGCCAUGCGCGCUGGUGGUGCAGCGGGGCGCGGACGGGUGCCAGAGACUGGCAGCGCCAGAUGGCGCGUACGUGAGCAGCGCCCUGUGCGUGAGGUCCCAGGUCUUCGCUGCCAUGGCCACAGGAUCCUCGGAGCUGGUGGUUGCCUGGGACCCCCGCGGCAAAGGCGGUGCCAGCGGACGACCCUUCUCGUGCCUGGCGCGGGUCAGCUUCCCGAGCAUGUCCCUCUUAGGGAGCCUCUCCGUGGACCUCGUCUCCAGCGUGAUCUACGACCACAGCACCGGGUCCAUCCUCACCUUGGGCUUCAGCGGGUCGCAGACCAUCGUGGUGGACCAGUACUCUGCGACCCUGAAGCCGCAGCUUAGAUACUCCAUCCCCAUCUCGGUGGCAUGGCUCCUGCACGCCCCGAAGAUGUCGGAUGGGUAUCUCCUCUUCCUCGGCUCUGAGGCUCCCUUCGUGGGAAGCAUCUUUGCAGUGGAUCUGCAGCGACAGCAGAUCUACCAGCAGGACCCGCCCACGAAUUCACAGAGUCAGAGGCCCCGCAGAUGGGUCCUGCCCUUCAGCAAGUUCGUGGAGCGCUUGCCCGGGAAUCCCCUGACUUCCCAUGAAGGCCUCAGCCCGGGCUGCUCCCUGGACGCAGGCCUUGCUGGUGGUGCCUAGCGACAUCGCUCACUCCUGCUGAAACUUUGCCAGAGGGCAAGAGAGGGGAC
This is a messenger RNA of Effrenium voratum, 1196 nucleotides long. NCBI's taxonomy places the organism in Eukaryota, Dinophyceae, Suessiales, Symbiodiniaceae. The record is from the annotation of a GenBank genome assembly.